AUGUAUGAAUUUUUAAACUUGUGUGUUUAUUUAUUUUUUGUUGGUACCAUCUGUUGGAAGUUACCAUCUUUUAUUGGUAAAUUCAGAUUCAAAAACACCAAAAGAAACAACAUAGAAAAAGAUGACUGCCAAUGUUGGAACAGUGAAGACAAGUACUGGGCAAGUCAGGUACUCCAACAACAAGAACAAAUCAUUCAAAUCCAACAAACCCAACUAUACGAACCACAAGAAUUCUUCCAACACCUCCAAAGCCUCAAAAAACCCCAGCUAUUCCAUCUUUACCAAGAAGAAGAACACCCCCAACAACCUCAACAACCUCAACAAAACCAAGAACAAGGACACCAAAAACUCAUAUCUAUGCAACCAAAAGAACCAGAAAAACCACAGCAAUUACAACCACAGCAAUCCCAACAACCAAUUCCACCAAGACCAAUCCCAUUCAUCCAGCUAAUUCGUCAGCAACCACAACAUCAACAACCACAACAAUCACAACCACCAAUCCCAUUCAUCCAACGAAUUAGUCAUCAAUCCCAACCCCAACAACCACAGCAAUCCCAACAACCAAAACACCCACAACAAUCACAACAACCAAUUCCACCAAGAACAAUCCCAUUCAUCCAGCUAAUUCGUCAGCAACCACAACAUCAACAACCACAACAACCACAACCACCAAUCCCAUUCAUCCAACGAAUUAGUCAGCAACCCCAACCCCAAAAACCACAGCAAUCUCAACAACCAAAACAAUCACAUCAACCAAUUCCACAACAACCAAUUCCACAACAACCAAUUCCACAACAACCAACCCCAUUCAUCGAACGAAUUCGUCAGCAACCCCAACCACAACAACCACAGCAAUCACAACAACCAAUCCCAUUCAUCGAACGAAUUCGUCAGCAACUCCAACCACAACCAACACAACAACCACUAACCCAAAAUGCUCCAAUAAAGCCAAAUGAAAUUGAUUUAUCUUUGGUCAAUUCAAAUGGAAAAUUAAGUCUAGAUCCAACUCCAUUGAAUGAAACAGAAAAGGCAUAUAUACGUUUAAAUGAACGUAUCGAACUUUAUCAACUAAUGCCAAAAAAGGAAAUCCCAGGUGAUGGUAAUUGCCAAAUGCAUGCGCUAUCAGACCAGAUAUUUGGUGACUUGGAGCAUAGUGUAAUAAUAAGAAAUAACAUUGUCGAUUGGCUUAGACAAAAUAAAGGUUUUUACCUUCCAAAUGGAGAAACCCUCUCAGAAUUUGUUACUACAAACAGUUGGGAGGAAUAUUGUGAUAGUAUGUCCAAAAAUGGCACAUGGGGCGAUCAUUUAACAUUGGUCGCUGCAGCUGAAAUUUAUAAAAAAAAUAUUUCUAUAAUCUCUUCAGUUGAAUCACAGAGUAGUUCUUUCAUAGAAAUUACUCCAAGCAUUAAAUGCGAGAAUGGAAUUUUGUUAUCACAUUUUGCAGAAUUCCAUUACGGUUCUUUAUGCACAUUAGCUAAUUAA
Dictyostelium purpureum is the source of this 1482-nucleotide messenger RNA. RefSeq lists its product as uncharacterized. Lineage: Eukaryota; Evosea; Eumycetozoa; Dictyosteliales; Dictyosteliaceae. The record is from RefSeq and is a predicted model, not a curated record. The transcript has a single exon. Gene Ontology annotation, molecular function: cysteine-type deubiquitinase activity. Gene Ontology annotation, biological process: protein deubiquitination. The coding region runs from base 1 to 1482 and encodes 493 amino acids.